Molecule: messenger RNA, 2526 nt
Organism: Cuscuta campestris
Lineage: Eukaryota; Viridiplantae; Streptophyta; Magnoliopsida; Solanales; Convolvulaceae
Source: the annotation of a GenBank genome assembly
CGGUACACGUGGCACUCCACUUUCCACGUCUGUUAAAAUAGUGGGUAGGCACGUGGCCUUGGGAAUAGUUAAAAACCCAAUCGCCACUAGCCGCAUAAAUCGCCCAAAUUAAACCCAAUCGCCACUAUAAUCAGAUCUCAACUGCCCACUCAGCCCACUCAAAUUUUCGUCGUCUUCUUCACAAGAACCCUCUGAUAGAAUUCUCAAGAACCCUAAAAUUCUUCAAAUUCUUCAGAUUCUUUCACUCAAAUUUCAGAGAAAAUGAAGAUUGUUAGUGCAGAUGUCCAUUUCCAGAAGUUGGAAGGCAAGUGCUCUUCAUCGGCGUUCUAUCAAGACUAUCUGGAGAUGAUUGUUGCUCAAGAACUCUCCGAAUUGCUUUGUAUGGAGAUUCACUCCAAAUAUGAAGAUGAAGUUCUUGAAUUCUACAGGAAUGGAAAAGUCAAGACUGUCCAAUCGAAGAAGAACCCACAGAGGAUGGUUCAAAUCAUCAAGUCCACUGUUGGAGGCGCCAAAGUAAAGAUUUCACAGAAGAAAUUGGAGGAGAAGCUUCAUCUUCCCAAUUCUGGAAGUGAAAUUGGGAGACUUCCAGCCAAGAAUCUGGAUUGGAAGACUAUUGGGAUUUCUGGGCAAAUCCCCUCUGGUCCAGCUAAGAAAUUAGAUUUGAAGAAUGAUUACAAGUUAGUUCUGGAGCUGGUCAUCGCAUGCCUUGAAUGUGGCAGUGGAGGACAUGCCGAUGACAUCACUCAGGAGAGGGCCUUCAUCAUCAACGCCCUCAUUACCAAAUCUAAGACCAUGGGUGUUGCCUCAGAAGGCAAGAAGUAUGAAGCUAGAUAUUGCCUUUACUACAUGACUUCCAAAGGAGAAAACAAAGUCAGUUCAACUGCAGAGGAAAGCUCUUCAGACAAUGUCCUCAUUAUGAGUCUGAAAAAGUCAGUAAAGAGGAAGCAAGUGGUGUCUCCCUCUCCUAGUGCUGAAGCACCACAGAAUCUAGCAGUGGUGAAUUUGGAAGAAGAAGAAGAAGAAGUUUCUGCCCAAGGGGAACUUCAAAGGGAGAAGAAAAGGAAAAUCACCUCUCCCUCCACAUCUGAAAAUGUCAACCCGAAUGAGUUGGUGGGAAAAGAACCAGUUGAGGAACACUCUGCACUCAAUCAGAGCCCUCAACAACUUGAUGAAGAAAUUCCUCAAGUUCAGAGUUCUCCAACCCCUUCUCUACAAGCUCAAACUGUUGAUGUAGAGAGCCAAUUCAUGCAGAUCUACUAUGACGGGAGAGAUUGGAAGGUUGGAAACUCAGCAGAGCAGCUGUUGGGAUGGGACCAACAACUGAAAAAUGAGAAGAUCAUCAAGAAAUGCUUGGGUCUACCUGUUAAUCAUUGCUUUUCAGAAUUUGAGGUUGACGAUGAGGAUCCUGCAGUCUACAGGCCAAUCUUCUCAAAAACAAUAGAAGAUCAGAUGGUUCUCACCACUGAAGCACAUGCUAAUAUGGAAGCCACAGCAGAGGAUUUCCAAGUAUUUCCGGAAACCUCCCCUGCUUUUGAGACUGUUUUGCCUGAAGCUGUCCUGGAGAAUGAAGCUUCUCCCCAACAAGAACAGCACCAGGAAGCUUCAGAGGAAGAACCUCUUCAACUCCUCCAAUCCCAAGUUCAAGAGAUUCUCACAACUCCUUGUGAGCUCUCCAAUCAACCUGGACUUGAGAUUCCGGAGAAGUCAACUGGAAAUCUGGAGAAGUCCACCCCUCCAAAGACAACAGCACUUGAAGCUCAAGAAAACCCAUAUGUAGAAGAAGAGUCUGAGAAGACACUGAAGAUUGAUGAUGAAGAAGCUGAGCAAGGAGAUUCUGAAUCCCUCCCCCUGCAACUCUUCCACAGAGCACCUUCUUCACAUCAGAUUGCAACAAUCACAGUCAGCCUACAGAAGCAGAUGUCCUUUCUCCAGAUGGACAUUAGGUCAGCCCUGGCAGUGUCUUCAGCAAAUCAAGUGGAAACCCAAGAUUACUUGAAGGUUAUUGCUGAAAAUCAGAAGAAAGCAUUCAAGCUGUUCAGACAUUUUGGAACCUACACUGGCAAUCGCAAGAUAGAUAGCAAUCCGGAGAACUCAACGCAGCAUCUGACAGACUCUAGCCUUGAUGGAACAGAAGUUGUUGGAACCAUUGCCUCCCACUUCUCAAAUGAUGAACAGACAAAGGAGAGAUACAACAACCUCAGACGCAUCAAAGAACAGUGUGGAAUUAUGCAAGGCAUUAGUGAGGCUACCGGAUCUUCUAAGCGCAAGAAGCACUGAAGGCUCUUUUCAUCAAACUAGGGGGAAGUAUGUGAAAACAUUAUUUUGUUUUGAUGAAAACACCUUCUUGUUUAAACAUGAGUUUUGGUUUAAACAUUGCUUAAUACUUCUCUUAAUUAUGCUUAUUAUGCUUGAUCAUAUUCAUUUUAAGUAUGAUUUUUGAGAUUUAUCUUUAAGCGCAUACAUUCAGGGGGAACUUAACUAUUUUUUGCUAACAAUUGUUUUUGGCAAUGAACUAUUGAUAAACUC